AUGACUAAAUCCAUCAUUUGUGCUUUCUUCAUUAUUUUUAUUCUAGGGAUGGUGGUGAAUGAGAUGGAAGGACUACAAGAAGAAGAAGGAAGAUGUGAGGAGGUUUUGAAAGAAAUAGAUUGUGGAGCUGGCAACUGCAGCGCUCUGUGCCUUCAGAAGCGUAAUGGCUUGGGCCGAUGCGUCUUACCAGAAGGCUCCAACACCCUCCAAUGCUAUUGUUACUAUCCUUGCCUUUGAAGUUUCUUGUUAGUUUCUUUUUUUUAGUGUUUUUUUAUAAUCUCUAUAUCUACAA
Capsella rubella is the source of this 292-nucleotide messenger RNA. Its product is annotated as defensin-like protein 141. Lineage: Eukaryota; Viridiplantae; Streptophyta; Magnoliopsida; Brassicales; Brassicaceae. The transcript has 2 exons. Bases 1 to 237 code for a protein of 78 amino acids. The record is from RefSeq and is a predicted model, not a curated record.